Messenger RNA from Fragaria vesca subsp. vesca, 507 nucleotides. RefSeq lists its product as uncharacterized. The coding region runs from base 1 to 507 and encodes 168 amino acids. The record is from RefSeq and is a predicted model, not a curated record. The transcript has a single exon. NCBI's taxonomy places the organism in Eukaryota, Viridiplantae, Streptophyta, Magnoliopsida, Rosales, Rosaceae.
AUGGGUUCCUUCUCUCAUCGAAAUCUCACAUCUUCAUCGAUGGUGUUUCCCUUACUCACCAUUCUCUCAUCCUUUGCCUACUGCGAAGUUGGCAAGCCAUCAGCCUACGACGUACUUCAACAAUAUGACUUCCCAAUCGGUAUUCUUCCCAUAGGAGUUACAGGCUACGAGUUGAACACAGAAACCGGGCAUUUCUCGAUCUAUUUGAGUGGGACUUGCACCUUCUCCGUUGAAAAUUCAUACGAGCUUGAGUACAAGUCCACCAUAUCUGGUUUUCUGUCCAAAGGCAGGCUCAGUGAUCUGAAAGGUGUCAGUGUCAAGGUGUUCUUCUUCUGGCUCAGCAUUGUCGAAGUGGUUCAUGUUGGCGAUGACCUGCAGUUCUCUGUGGGAAUUGCUUCGGCUAAUUUUCCAGCCAACAACUUCGAUGAGAGUCCUCACUGUGGGUGUGGAUUUGAUUGUAACCGGUUGAGCGCUUUCCUGCCCUCAUAUCCGGUAGAUGCUUACUGA